This is a messenger RNA of Anneissia japonica, 3011 nucleotides long. RefSeq lists its product as uncharacterized. NCBI's taxonomy places the organism in Eukaryota, Metazoa, Echinodermata, Crinoidea, Comatulida, Comatulidae. The transcript has 2 exons. Gene Ontology annotation, molecular function: calcium ion binding. The coding region runs from base 168 to 1868 and encodes 566 amino acids. The record is from RefSeq and is a predicted model, not a curated record.
AAGCCUUGUUGCAAUCGAAAGCUCUCUGAAGCGUUAGUUAUCACGCAACCAAAACGUAUACACACGAAGUGAAAUUCUCUCACACCCAUCAAAGACGUUGGUGAGACAACAUCCACUGUGGUACUCUUUUUUGUUUUUAGUAUUCAUAAAACCAAGCAAAGCCAAUUAUGCACCGUCUUGGAAAAACCAGAAAUGGUACGUUCUUGGGAGAUAUUGAAGAAAGCAUGGCUGCUGUACAAGGGAAACUAUAUCGACUGAAAAACAUGGAGCUGUUUGUAUUGGACAACUCCAUGCGUGAGACGACUGUUGCUUCUCUUAGGGCACACACUAUUGAGAACAAGCGAGCUAUCUACGAGGAGAUCAAGAAGUGUGGGUUCAAGUACUUUGUCGUGGAGUCAUUCAACAACCAAGCCAGGAUUGGCGAUCUGUUCUUGAAGGAGCUGAUUAAAAAAGGUGAAGACCUCUCCAAUGCCUUUGCAUUCUCAGAAAUGUGGGAGACAAUUGUUGACAAAGUUCCUCAACCAGACAUUCCUAUUGGACUUCAAAAGUGUAAAAAGUUUGGUUUAAACAAUGUCAUCCUUGAGUUGGAUUUGGUGUAUUAUAAGAUUGAUUAUGAGAAGAUAAACAUGGAUGAGAUGUGCAAGUAUUUGAAAGAUAAGAUUGACUGGAUCCGUGCGAAUCUCUCAGAGAAUUCCUUGAUCCUGCUAAACUUCAGGGAUUUUUCUGCAACGAUGUUACAACACCCUGAACGUGUCAGACAUAUUGUUAACUACCUCGCUAGUCUACCCAAGAAAGAAAAGAUCCUGGGUGUAAUAUUUGAAGAUCUUGGGGCAGGUAUUCCUGAGCAGCUUGCAGCAUGGACACGUGCGGUCAAGAAUGAGAUGGAGAGAUGUGGAUGGAGUGAAGGACAGUUGUUGUUCCAUCAACAUGAGCAGUGGGGCUUAAUGCAUGCAGCUAAUCUCGAGGUACUUGCAUCAGGUGCUACUGGGAUGUGGGCUGGCUUGUGUAUUGAAGGUGCUUCACUUGGACACGCUGAUACAUGCACUGCGAUAUUAAAUCUCAUUAGACUUGGUAACCAGGCUGUACAGAAACAAUACAACUGCACAUACCUAAGAGAUGCAGCCAUAAAUGUCACCAAAGCGGUCACUGGUGGUGUAAAACCAAAUCCUAAGCAACCAGUCUAUGGUGAUAGAGCAACUGAUAUGGUGUAUGGAAUUUUUUUUUCGGAUCCGACUGCAAAGGGUGGAUUUAACAUGGCAGAGUUUCUGGGUGUUAAGAGUGAAGUUAGGAUUACAAGCAUGGCGAAUGAUGAAAUGAUCCUGUUGAAACUAAAGGAUGUGUUCGGAGAAGACCCACAGUUCACACUGGAUAUUGCUGGAAAAAUGAAGGAACAAAUGCUGAAAAAUGCGACAGACGGCAGAAAGGAAGAAUACAACAGUAGGAUAGGACUAGCCAUGUUGUUCGACCAGGCUGGUGGGAAGAUGACGAAAGAAAUGGCGGAUAUUAUUGCCGAGGCCGAAAAGACAUCGCCAUUCAUCAACAUGCUAAUAGAUGAGAUCAAGUUAGAGUGGGAUGAAUGGGAUGGCAGAGAUGGUGAGAUCGACGACCAGCUCACAUUCGACCACUUCUACACCGGUUUUAUGUCACCUUACUUUGGCUGCUACCGAUGCAAAGACACUCAGCAAGGUUUGAGUGCUUUAGACAUGGAUUCUGAUGGCAUGAUUGACUGGUUCGAGUUUAGACACUUCCUAUUGUGGGCUGGUAGACAGCAUCCCAAUGUUAAAACUGGUCAAGAACUGCUUGACAUUACGUUUAGAGACGGUCUUAUCCCUGCUAUGAAAGACGAAAUGGAUAAAAUUAAACUUUAAACAAAAAAUAACAAAAUUAUUAUUAAUAAAUAAGUUUGAAUUGAUGAGCCUUUAAACACUUACGAUAAACGGGAGAUUUAUAUUUGUGAACAAGUAUGAGGUAGUCUGUAUAUAUAUAUAUAUAUAUAUAUAUAUAUACUGUAUAUAUAUAUUUUACAUAAACCUGUUACAAGGUACCGUAUCUAAAAAUGUCAUUUCAAGGUAUGUAAAACUAAAUUACACUGGAAGUUAAGAUAGAAAUUGUAUUUCUGAAACAUUUUAAAAUUAUUAAAUCAUAUUAUGCUAACUAUAAAUGACUGAAAAUUUCAAUGGGGAGGCAUAUAUUUGAAAUAAAAUAAAAUAAAUCUCAAAAAGAUAUGUCGGUCAGCCUUGGGCAAUAUAUUAUUAGGACUAACGAGAACCGUAUUCCGGUCAGUAUUAUAAACCAAUGGUGUCACCAUCACUUGAAUGAUUCCUAGCCUCCUAACCAUUUUUACUCAAUUACCUUCUAUUGAUUAAAUAUGUGAAGGCUGUAUACGUCGAUUUCGACGAUUUUGUAAGUGACGACAUUUAUUGUCACGUGAAAAAAAAAACUGAAAACGCCAUUCAGUACCUUUUUCUAUUCAAUAAAAUGCAGCAUGUGUAAAAUUAACACGCGUGGGUAUCUGGGGCUUGGACAGGAAAAAGAAAGUAAAAAUUGAAAUUGAUUACUACUACUUGGGAAGUUUAUCUAGUACCAGGAUAUAUGAGCCCGUUCACAUUUUAAGGAACUUAGGGUAUAUUUAGAAAUUUUCACAUGUUUUUAUUUUUUAGUUUUCUUUUUAUUUGUUCAAAACAAUAAAAAUAACCACUAGCGGCUGUAUCAAGAUAAAUGGUAUUUUAAUUUAGAAAACUGAAUAAAUUUUUUUGUUGGUAUUACUGUACUUGACAAUGGAGGUAAUAGUAGUGACUAUCGGUCAAAGUUUAUUAUGAUGAAUUGUCACCUACGAAAAUUCAUAUAUAAUAUGAAUGUCAUAGACGAUCAAUUUGGAUCGAAGGUCUAAUGUCUGUCCAACAAUGUACACAACAAAAAGAAUUACAAACUUUUAAAUUUAACAAAUAAGUAAAUCUUUAUUUCUAAAAUAAUAGGUCUUCUUUUUAAACAAUAAACAACACAAUACAAAU